AAAGUUCUCUAUGGUUAACCUCAUUUUGCAUUAGCGUCCCAAAACAAAACAAUUGGUAACGUAAAAGUAUAGUGGAAACUGGAAAAAAACAUGAAAGACGUGAUAGACGUUUUGGCUUUACAAAGCAGUCGAAGAGAAAGAAGAUUACCCGAUUACCGUAGUGCUCCAAGUCAUAGUUUAGCCACAAAUUUCAUAUUUGAAUGUGGUAUAAAACUUGGAUUACAACCAGCGACUGUUGCUACCGCUGCAAUUUUUUAUCAUAAAUUCUUCAAGGAAGCCGAUAAAAAUGACUAUGAUUGCUACGUAAUAUGUACCGCUUGUUUGUGUGCGGCGGGCAAGUCCCGAGAUGAACCUGUAAGACUGCGGGACGCUGUUAACGUUGCACACAAUUCUAUAAAUCGUGGAGCUGGGCCUUUGGAGUUAGGCGAAGAGUACUGGUCAUGGCGGGGCGCCGUCGCGCAGGCAGAGUUGUUGGUUCUGCGUUUGCUCGGUUUUAACUUGGAUGCUCCAUCCCCUCACAGAUAUUUGCUACAUUACUUGCGCUCACUACAAGAAUGGUUCCCUCCAUCACAGUGGCGCUCUGCUCCCAUAGCCCGCACCGCGAUGGCUUUCCUGCAAGACUUCCAUCAUUCCCCGUCUAUACUGGACUACAGAGCUCCUCACGUAGCUGUAGCUAGCUUGACGUUGGCACUGCAUGUGCUGGGAGUGUCGGUACCGCUAGCCGCAACAUUGGACGAUGAUGCUGCUUGGUAUUCGGUGUUCACCAAGGACCUACAAAAGGAGAAAAAUUGGGAGAUAAUGGAGAAGAUUAUGCAAGUGUACAGCAGGGAGCCAGAACCUAUAUAGACAAAUGGUUUUUCAAUCAUUUUCAUGUGUGACUGCGAUUAAAGUAAUUUGAGAGUGAUAA
Molecule: messenger RNA, 907 nt
Organism: Helicoverpa zea (corn earworm)
Lineage: Eukaryota; Metazoa; Arthropoda; Insecta; Lepidoptera; Noctuidae
Gene: koko
Product: cyclin-Q
Exons: 2
Coding region: 91-846 (251 amino acids)
Biological process (GO): regulation of transcription by RNA polymerase II
Cellular component (GO): nucleus
Molecular function (GO): cyclin-dependent protein serine/threonine kinase regulator activity
Source: RefSeq, a predicted model, not a curated record